AUGAUAGUGGGAUACCAAUUAUAUCCAGGUUGGUGGCUACUUGAUGGAGGUUCGCUGGUGCCAGUGCUCGCUCUUGGUUUGGAAAAGGGUGACGCUCUUUUGGAUGUCUGUGCUGCGCCGGGAGGAAAAAGUUUACUUGCAUUACUGACAAAAUUGCCAGGCAAAUUGGUCUGCAAUGAUUUUAAACUGGCAAGACUUGGACAGCUAAAGAGAGCUUUAUCUAUGUAUAUUCCAUCAGAUGCACCAGAAGCAAACACGGUGAUCUUGAAAAGAAAGGACGCCGGUAAUUUAGCUACGUGGGAUGAAUUGAAUACUUACGACAAGGUAAUAGCUGACGUUCCUUGCUCUACAGAUCGCUUGGCUGUCAAUCAAGACGAAGGCAAUAUGUACUCUCCUCAAAUGACUAACGAAAGGCUGAACUUACCGCAGCUUCAGACGAAAAUCUUGAUAAAUGCUUUACGGUCAGUAAAAGUCGGUGGUUCUGUAGUUUAUUCGACUUGCACAUUGUCAUCAAUUCAAAAUGAAGCUGUGGUAGAAAACGGGGUCGCCAUAGCGGAGCAGAAAUUUGGAGUUCGAGUUGUUGAAGAGUCACUUUCGCAACUAGUUACGCAUCUGGCAUCAUCUGGGCUGUAUCGUUUCUCUGAUCAGUGCCGUACGGGUGCCUUGGUGCUGCCGUUCCUUCCGUCCAAUUUUGGCCCUAUGUAUGUUUGUAAGUUGACGAGGAUAGCUUAG
Molecule: messenger RNA, 732 nt
Organism: Strongylus vulgaris
Lineage: Eukaryota; Metazoa; Nematoda; Chromadorea; Rhabditida; Strongylidae
Source: the annotation of a GenBank genome assembly